AUGCAGCGUCGCGCCCUCUCCCGUUCCGUUUGCCUCGUCCGCCCGCGCCAGGCCACGAUAAGCCUGGGCGUUCGCAACUUGAACAUCAACACCAAUGCCGCCAGCGCCAGCCCCGUCAGCACGCUCAACACGCUCAUCGAGACCACCAAGGACAGCAAGGAGGGCUUCAAGACGGCGGCCGACCAUGUCAAGGACGCCAACAUUAAGAAGAACUUCCAGGAGUAUGCCCAGCAGAGGGAGCAGUUCAGCAAGGAGCUGCAGGACCAGGUCAAGAAGCUCGGUGGCACCCCCGAGACCUCGGGAUCGACGCUUGGCGCUAUUCACAGGGGGUGGGUCAACCUCAAGUCGGCCCUCACCGUGAGCGACAAGGCGAUCGUGUCGGAGGUGGUGAACGGCGAGACUGUGGCUGAGAAGUACUUUGUCGAUGCGUCCAAGGACCAGUCGCUCCCCCAGGAGGCGCUGGGUCUGGUGCAGAAGCAGCACGCCAAGGUACAGGAGUCGCUCAACUAUGCCAAGGACCUCUACAACAAGCUUUGA
Acanthamoeba castellanii str. Neff is the source of this 537-nucleotide messenger RNA. RefSeq lists its product as uncharacterized. The transcript has 3 exons. Bases 1 to 537 code for a protein of 178 amino acids. The record is from RefSeq and is a predicted model, not a curated record. Lineage: Eukaryota; Discosea; Longamoebia; Acanthamoebidae.